This is a messenger RNA of Sorex araneus (European shrew), 1994 nucleotides long. It is a transcript of the gene CTSO, whose product is annotated as cathepsin O. The record is from RefSeq and is a predicted model, not a curated record. Gene Ontology annotation, cellular component: lysosome. Lineage: Eukaryota; Metazoa; Chordata; Mammalia; Eulipotyphla; Soricidae. Gene Ontology annotation, molecular function: cysteine-type endopeptidase activity. The transcript has 8 exons. Bases 52 to 1023 code for a protein of 323 amino acids.
AGCCUCGGAAUCGAAAGGAGCCGCCGUCGGGGCCGGGGUCCCCGCGCGGUCAUGGGCCCGCGGGCGCUGCUGCGCCUCUGGCUGCUUUGCUGCUGCUGCUGCUGCUGCGGCGCCGGCCACGGCGCGGGGUCCGGAGCCACCUUCGCCCCAGCGGAGCCGCCGAGCCGCGAGCCACGGGCCGCCGCCUUCCGGGAAAGUCUUAGAAGACAACGAUACUUGAAUUCUUUAUUUCCUAGUGACAACUCCACUGCUGUUUAUGGAGUAAAUCAGUUUUCCUACUUGUUUCCUGAGGAGUUUAAAGCUAUUUAUUUAAGAAGUAAGCCUUCCAGCCUUCCGAGCUAUUCACCAGAAGUAGAGAAAGCUAUCUCCAGCGUGUCUUUGCCAUUAAGGUUUGAUUGGAGGGACAAACAUGUCGUCACACCAGUGAGAAACCAGCAGAUGUGUGGAGGAUGCUGGGCUUUCAGUGUGGUGGGUGCAGUGGAAUCAGCUUUUGCAAUAAAAGGGAAACUUCUGGAAGACUUGAGUGUACAGCAGCUGAUAGACUGCUCUUAUAAUAAUUACGGCUGCAAUGGAGGUUCUCCUCUCGGAGCUUUGAAAUGGUUAAAUAAGACUCAAGUAAAACUGGUGAGAGAUUCUGAGUAUCCAUUUAAAGCACAAAAUGGUAUCUGCCAUUAUUUUUCUGCUUCACAUUCUGGACUUUCAAUCAAAGGUUAUUCUGCAUAUGACUUUGGUGGCCAAGAAGAUGAAAUGGCAAAAGCUCUGCUUGCAUUUGGCCCAUUGGUAGUGAUAGUUGAUGCAGUGAGCUGGCAAGAUUAUCUUGGAGGCAUAAUACAGCAUCAUUGCUCUAGUGGAGAAGCAAACCAUGCAGUUCUCAUCACUGGGUUUGAUAAAACAGGAAGUAUUCCAUAUUGGAUUGUGCGGAAUUCCUGGGGCAGUUCCUGGGGAAUUGAUGGCUAUGCCCAUGUUAAAAUGGGAGAGAAUAUUUGUGGUGUUGCAGAUUCAGUUUCUGCUGUACUUGUGUGAAAUACUGAACAGGUCAAGAGACAUCUACAUCCCUCAAAAGGGCCCAGGUCUGGAGUAUUUUAACUGAGUUCUAGAAAUUCCUUUAAAGAGAUGUGGACAAUCAAGGUCGUCAUGAAGACCAGCAGCAUCCACAGCCAGGAGAAAUCUCAGGAAAGUUCCUAUACUGGCAUGAGAGUCAGGCUCGGAGACAUUUUAAGUGUUUUCACUUUGAAAAGGCUGUUAUCGAGUUUGGUUUAAUCAUUGGUUUUGUCUUCUAUUUGUUUAUUUUAAUGACAUACUUCCUAUGGGAAUAUAAAGUAAUUAGAAUUUAUUGUCUUUUGUGAGCUAGGGUAGCCCCAUAUAAGAAUAAGCAAAUUAGUUUUUAUGUAAUCAACUUGGUUAUACCAAUUUAAAAUCACAUGUGCCUUUCCAAAUCAUGAGCCAUUGAAGUGGAGGUGCAAUAAAGAUUUUUAAAAUCAAUUAAUUUACAUUAACUAAUGGCGCUUUGUCCCUUGGAUUUUAUGAAAUUAACUCAAAAAUAUUCUUUAUUUUUUUAAUUAUAGUGAAGGUCACAUCCAGUGAUGCUCUGGAGCUACUUGGUUUCAGGGAUCCAACUCAGGGCAUCACACAUACAAAUAUGUGUCCUGUCACUUGAGACUUUUUCCUGGCCCCCAAAUUAUUCAUUGUGUAUUGAGUUGAUUAGAAAUACCAAGAAAAAUAAAUAUAUUUGAAUAAUAAAUGAUAGAAUUAUCUAAGUGUGACAAAAAGUAAUUUGCCUUUGUUGUUCUAGUUUGUGCUUAUUUACUUAUUUCUUUAUAAUGUAAAUGCUUUCUGGUACUGUCUAAAUACAAAAAAGUAUGGCUUUUUGAUUAGCACCUUAGUGUCUUGAAUGAUUAACAUUUCUAAGUUCUUCAAGAUUUUGAUGAUAUUUAUAAUAAAACAAACUUUAUUUUUAACUUGGGUUAUGAAAAAUAAGCCUGUAAGUGUAUGAU